AUGGCGACGACAGCAUCACGCGGGCUGCAGCCCAGCUCUUCCCUCCCCGCCAAGGUCCAGAGCAUACCGCCAAACCAAACUCUCUAUGUCACAAAUCUACCCUCUGCCAAGAUACAAAAAGACGACCUGCGAACAGCGCUCUACAUGCUCUUUUCGACCUUUGGGCCCGUCCUCGACAUUGUCGCCCUCAAGACCAUGGCCAUGCGUGGUCAAGCACAUAUUGUAUUCCGAGAUAUCCAGGCCGCUACGCAAGCCAUGCGCACGUUGGAUGGUGACGAAUUCCUGGGAAGAUCCAUGAAAAUCCAAUACGCCAAGUCCAAGUCUCAUUUCAUCAGCAAGAUUGAUGGCAGCCUGGCCCUCCCCGCAAAGGGCGCCGCCGCCGCCGAGCAGACCGAGCUGCAACAGAGCAUAUUCAACGCACCCCUGGCCGGAACCAGCACGACAGCUACGCAGGCCAAACCCCCCAGCGCCGUAGACCACGCCAUGAAGGACGUCAGUGGCUCGCCCGAAAGCCGCGGGCAGAAGCGCACGCGAGACAACGAGAGCGAGCCCGAGGACAGUGGCGAAGACAUGGCCAUGGACGAGGACAGCGACGACGAGUAA
Messenger RNA from Beauveria bassiana ARSEF 2860, 603 nucleotides. RefSeq names its product RNA recognition domain-containing protein. The transcript has 3 exons. Bases 1 to 603 code for a protein of 200 amino acids. The record is from RefSeq and is a predicted model, not a curated record. NCBI's taxonomy places the organism in Eukaryota, Fungi, Ascomycota, Sordariomycetes, Hypocreales, Cordycipitaceae. Gene Ontology annotation, molecular function: RNA binding.